CGAAUUCCUCAAGGACACCGAUCGACAAGAGCCUCGUCGUUCACGAAAUUACCCUCCUCCGCCGCUCAGCUCCGACCGUGGCCUACAUCCUGAAGCGGGAGCUGAUUCCUGCCUCGAUCGUGCUCAGAAACGAGAUGGACCGCCUUCGCUUCGUGGGCGCACCCAAGAAUCUGCCAAAGCCACAGCGUGAGUCGACCCUUGACGAGGCGUUCAAGAAGAUUAAUAUCGAUCCUGAGUCGACCGAGCAAUUCGUUCCCGAGUACAUCUAUGGUAAAAUCGAGUUUAUCUCGCAGAACUAUGCCAAGGCUGCAGACUUUUUCCGGCGCGCUGCCUACAAGGGCCACGCCCUUUCUCAGAACUCGCUUGGUCUCUGCCAUGAGAUGGGCGGAGACUUUGAGGGCGCUGUUCGCUGGUUCCAAGAGUCGGCCGAUCUCGGGUGCGCCGACGGCGAAAACAACCUCGGACGCUGCUAUCUGCAGGGCAUCGGUCUUGAGAAGGAUUUCAAGAAGGCCUUCGAGCUGUUCCUGCACGCGGGCGAGCAAGAUGAUAUGGAGGCCCUCAACAACCUGGGUCUGUGCUACCAAUACGGCACCGGUGUCCAAGAAGACAUCGAGAAGGCUGUCGACUACUACGAGCGUGCCGCCGAGAAGGGCCAUCCCGGCGCUCAAAACAACCUUGGUCUUUGCUUCGAACACGGUUACGGCGUCGACCAGGACCCCGUCAUGGCUGUUGCCCUGUACCAGAAGGCGGCUCGGCAGAACGACUUUGAUGCGCAAAAGAACCUCGCCUCCUGCUACCACCGCGGCGUCGGCGUCACCAUGAACCCGGCAGAAGCCAUCCGUCUCUACAAGGGCCUCGUCGAUGGCGGCAAGGCCGACACCACCGUCUUUUUCGAGCUCGGCACGCUGUACUAUUCACAGAUGGAGUACGACGACUCGGUCCGUGCUUUCCGCCAGGCCGCCCACCAGGGCCAUCCUGGAGCCCAGAAGGCCCUCGGCGAUUGCUAUCACUAUGGCCACGGCCUCCGACCGGAUGUCACCGCCGCGGUGCGAUGGUACCAGCGCGCUGCCGACCAGGGUCAUGCCGACGCCCAGAACUCGCUGGCCUACUGCUACUUUGAGGGCCGCGGCGUGUCCCAAAACUACGAAAUGGCUGUGCACUGGUACCAGGCUGCUGCCGAUCAAGGCCACAGUGCCGCCAUCAAGUCGCUGGGCUCAGCCAUGAAGAGCCUCGGCGACGAGUUCUUUGACGGCACCGACACACUCUGUCGUGACGAAAAGGAGGCCGCAAAGUGGUACAUUCGUGCCUCCGAGCUGGGCUCAGCCGCCGCCCAGAACAAGCUCGGAUACUGCUACGAGAUGGGCAUCGGUGUCGGCGGCGAGGAUCACCAGAAGGCCAUCAAGUGGUACGAGAAAGCCGCGGAGCAAGGUCUGGCCCAUGGCCAGUACAACCUCGGCGUCUGCUACGAGAAGGGCCGUGGCGUCGGCAUCGAUCCCUACAUUGCCCUGGCCUGGUACCAGAAGGCUGCCGUCCAGAGCCACAAGCAGGCCCAAUCCGCCGUUGAGCGGCUGACAUCGAAGCGACGACAGAGCACCAUUUGGGGAUGAAAGGGUGGUCGUGACGGCCCUUCCCAUGGCUACGCCAACUGUACAUUCACAACUUCAACAGUAGUAUAUCUCUGAUCUUGGCUAUUCCUCUCUCUCCCAUGCGCUCUUUUGUUUGUCAUAUCAUCUGCAGCGUUUCCACGGCUGCCUCCUUGGCGAUCCUCCUCCCAGCGCCUCUGGCUUGAUAUUUUUUUUCUUUCCUUUCCUUUCUUCGUAUCUCCUUUCCCAUUGUACUCUUUUUGAUGUCGACCA
Molecule: messenger RNA, 1856 nt
Organism: Polychytrium aggregatum
Lineage: Eukaryota; Fungi; Chytridiomycota; Chytridiomycetes; Polychytriales
Exons: 4
Coding region: 135-1607 (490 amino acids)
Molecular function (GO): protein binding
Source: RefSeq, a predicted model, not a curated record